Molecule: messenger RNA, 2357 nt
Organism: Striga asiatica
Lineage: Eukaryota; Viridiplantae; Streptophyta; Magnoliopsida; Lamiales; Orobanchaceae
Source: the annotation of a GenBank genome assembly
GGAGCUUUUUCAUAUUUAUUUCCACAAACAGUGUCACUCUCUUUUAGACGUGCGAUUAAUUUAAUUACCUAUGAAGAAAAAGAAAGCGCGUACUUUUUUGUACAGGGUAAAAGGUUUGGGGGUCAACGGGAGGCGCAUUUUUAGCCCACCAUCUGUUCGUAAAAUGACGGAAUCGAACCUGAUAUUAUUGCCUCUUCUGUUUUAUGGUUAGUAGUACAAAAUGAUGAUUUCUUUUUUAGCCUUUUGUACUACUGAGGUGAGGAGUACACUAAAGUACUCAACCCAAUCAAUAGUCUUUAUCAAGAUUUUCAAUGGUGGUUGGUUAAAGCCUUCAAUAUCUUCUGCUUUAAAUUGGGAAAAUUCCUCUUCCCAUGAGCACGCCGGCUGCAUAUCUCAGUCUUUAGUGAUUUGUGAGUGGGAAUUUGAAGAAAAAUCCAGUGUGGGGUUUGUGCCAUUUAAUGCCUUUCUAGACCUGGGCAGUUGAAAUAAUUCUUUUUUCUUCUUCUUCUUUCGUUAAGACUAGACAACAAGAAAAAAAGGAUAAACAAAUUGGUUCCAUCCAGUUCAAGUGAGAAAGUCAUCUAUCUGCUCAAGUUAAAGAAAAAAAAAAAAUGGGCACAAAUGACAUGGAAGAAAUGAUGGAAAUAGAGAGGAAUGAAGUGGAAAAUGGGAAAGACAUUCCUGGAUGGAAAGAGCAGAUAACUAUGAGAGGCAUUAUUGCUAGCUUACUGAUAGGAAUCAUUUACAGCAUCAUAGUAAUGAAGCUGAAUCUCACAACUGGUCUUGUCCCAAACCUCAAUGUCUCAGCAGCUCUUCUUGCUUUUAUAUUGAUAAGGACAUGGACUAAGCUUCUUCAAAGGGCCAAAUUCGUCACAACCCCAUUCACUAAACAAGAGAAUACUGUCAUUCAGACAUGUGCUGUUGCUUGCUAUAGCAUAGCUGUGGGAGGUGGGUUUGGGUCUUAUCUGUUGGGAUUGAACAAGAAGACGUAUGAGUUAGCUGGGAUUGAUACAAAUGGGAAUUUGCCCGGGAGUUAUAAAGAACCGAGGCUCGAUUGGAUGAUUGGCUUUCUCUUUGUUGUUAGCUUUGUGGGGUUGUUGGCUUUGGUUCCUCUAAGAAAGAUUAUGAUUAUUGAUUACAAAUUACCGUAUCCGAGUGGAACUGCAACUGCUCUUCUUAUCAAUGGAUUUCAUACUAGCAAAGGAGAUAAGACGGCCAAAUUUUACUUUGAUUUCAGUAUGACCUACAUAGGAGCUGGGAUGAUUUGCUCCCAUCUCGUUAACUUAUCAUUGCUAUUUGGAGCUGUUCUUUCGUGGGGUGUAAUGUGGCCAUUAAUAAGUGAGCGAAAGGGAGACUGGUUUGCCCAGAAUAUCAAAGAAAGCAACCACGAGGCUAUCGAAACCCUUGACGACCUCCGGCGCAACGAGGUAUUCAUGCGAGACCGCAUCCCAGUGUGGGCAGCGUGCCUCGGCUACACCCUAUUCUCCAUUGUCUCCAUCAUUGUGAUCCCCAUCAUGUUUCCCCCUCUCAAAUGGUACUACGUCCUUGUGGCUUACGUGUUGGCCCCCUCCCUCAGCUUCUGCAAUGCGUACGGGUCUGGCCUCACCGACAUGAACAUGGCCUACAACUACGGGAAGGUCGCCCUCUUCAUCCUGGCCGCCCUCGUGGGCCCUGCGCACAACGGGGUGGUGGCGGGACUCAUCGGUUGUGGCCUCAUAAAGUCCAUCGUCUCCAUAUCCUCGGAUCUGAUGCACGACUUUAAAACGGGCCACCUCACCCUCACCUCCCCCCGUUCCAUGCUCGUGGCCCAGGCCGUGGGGACCGCCAUCGGCUGUGUUGUGGCGCCCUUGACCUUCUUCCUCUUCUACCGCACGUUCGACGUCGGAAACCCAGACGGCGUCUACAAGGCGCCCUACGCGCUGAUCUACCGCAACAUGGCCAUCCUUGGGGUCGAGGGCUUCUCGGCGCUGCCCGCCCACUGUAUGGAGCUCUGCUACGCCUUCUUCGCCUUUGCGGUCGCUGUUAAUCUGGUGAGGGACGUGGUGCCGGGGAGGUACGGGAGGUGGGUCCCACUCCCGAUGGCGAUGGCGGUCCCCUUUUUGGUGGGGGCCUACUUUGCCAUCGACAUGUGCGUGGGGAGCCUGGUGGUGUACAUGUGGCACAGGUACGACAGGCGGAGGGCCGGGUUGAUGGUGCCGGCUGUGGCUUCGGGCUUGAUUUGUGGGGACGGGCUCUGGAUACUGCCGUCGGCUUUGCUGGCUCUGGCGAGGGUCACCCCGCCCAUCUGCAUGAGCUUUUUGCCUGCCAUGCGCUCAUGNUUUCGAAAUGACAGAAACUAUAUAUAUAAAAGCACAUAA